Molecule: messenger RNA, 790 nt
Organism: Vespa crabro (European hornet)
Lineage: Eukaryota; Metazoa; Arthropoda; Insecta; Hymenoptera; Vespidae
Exons: 2
Coding region: 100-510 (136 amino acids)
Source: RefSeq, a predicted model, not a curated record
UCUUUAUUCUUCCAAGAGAUAAGAGAGCGUUGUCCUAAAAGCUCGUAGACCCCUGAUUACUGAGCUAACGGGUUAGAAAAAUCGUUGCUGCGCCGCACAAUGGUGCACUUUAUCCGCGUAAUUGACUCAAUGACCAUUUGCCAACGUGGAAGUCUAUCGUCGUCGUUGUCGUUGCUCGACUAUAUGACAGAGACGACGAAGAGACGAAGAGACGAAGACGACGAAGACGACGACCAACAUCGUGCUUUCUUUAUCCGGCUGACCCACUCAGAUUGCUACAACGCAAAAGACAUGAUCAGGGAGAGAUGGAAGGGGAAGGAGAGGAGAGAGGAAAGGAGGAAGAGAGGAGAGAUUAAACGGGUGAAAAUUAGAAGGAGAUGGAUACGAGAAGUAGAUGAGAAGAGGAGAGACAUUAUUACUAAACCAAAUGAGUCAUUCUAUUCGAGCUCGGCCGGAUCAUUCGGAGAUAAAGGCAAGGACAAUAUCACGGAAUAUAACGAAAAGAAGUGAACGAAAAGUGUUGGAAUAGAAAAAUAUUAUGGUCGAUUAAGAUCGUCGUUUAAAAACAACAACAUCGAAUGAUAAUUAUCAAUCCUUUCCAACGUAAUACUCUGUUAUUAUUAUAAUAACAAAGUUUCGCUGCGUAAUAAUCUUGAAAGUUCGAAAUCGUGUCUAUAUAUAAAGAUACGUGUAUACCACUCCCAUUUCUUUUUAUCUCUUAAGAUAAACGACAUGGCGUAUUUACACCAUGAACAUUUAAUAUAUCCUUCUCUUCUUUUCCUUCCUUCAC